AUGAGCGGAGGACAGUGCACUGAUCCACCCCACGGUGGAUGGGAUCCCAACCCAAAUGAUGCAGAGGCACAUGUCCAUUGGCUUGCUCGCCAGAACUUUCCUCCCCCCAAGCGCAACGAGGAGUUGGCAAAAGUUAUGCACAUGGAACCCAAUUCGAACAAUGCCAAUAACGUCCAGAAACUCAUCACUUACCCACCACUCCGGGACGCAUUUCACCACAUCUCAACCGUCUACAUCCAAGACAAGUGGAAGUCGCGCCCUCCCGGGUUUCGAAUCACGGACAAGCUGGUCACUAAAGCACUCAGCAUUCAAUUAGUGCCAGGGCACCACGAGAGAUACGCUCAUGACUAUACACAGGACUGGGCGGGGAGCGGACCUGCUGCAGACGAUUGGUCGGCUGAGGACCACUACACCCAGCACAUCUGCCGUCUGCUGCGCUAUCUGGAACGCCAUAACCCGCCAUAUUUGGAGUGGCUUACAAGCGAACCUCACGAGAAACAGGUCUGGAUACUCUACCACAUCAUUCUAUUUCUCCAUAUGGAGAAGAAGUAUCGAUGGUGGAGAGUACGCCGCUGGUAUGAGAGCACCUGGGCCACCAUCACCUUGCAGGUGCCCAAGAAGCUGAGUCCUUACCACUACCACAACCGUCUUGCUGAUCUCCAGUAUUCGAGAGUUGUGCGGUUGGCUCGCCGCAAGCUGGUUGCGUCGGAGUGA
Molecule: messenger RNA, 714 nt
Organism: Thyridium curvatum
Lineage: Eukaryota; Fungi; Ascomycota; Sordariomycetes; Thyridiales; Thyridiaceae
Exons: 1
Coding region: 1-714 (237 amino acids)
Source: RefSeq, a predicted model, not a curated record